Lates calcarifer (barramundi perch) is the source of this 4382-nucleotide messenger RNA. It is a transcript of the gene sox10, whose product is annotated as SRY-box transcription factor 10. Gene Ontology annotation, biological process: negative regulation of transcription by RNA polymerase II; enteric nervous system development; peripheral nervous system development. Gene Ontology annotation, molecular function: RNA polymerase II cis-regulatory region sequence-specific DNA binding; DNA-binding transcription factor activity, RNA polymerase II-specific. The record is from RefSeq and is a predicted model, not a curated record. NCBI's taxonomy places the organism in Eukaryota, Metazoa, Chordata, Actinopteri, Centropomidae. Gene Ontology annotation, cellular component: nucleus.
GCCCCGGUACCGACACACAGAGCAGGCAUUCAUACUCGGGCAGCGCGAGCGAGGGGGCUGGGGAGCGAGCGUCACUUUGGAAACUCGGGAACUCACGGAUUCUCGUGCUUAACCGGCGACCUCCUUUUCUCAUUACUGAAGUCUUUGCGGUUGGAUUUCGAUCACGGGACACACGGAGGAGAGAGAGAAGGGGAAGUCAGGAGGGAAGUGAGACCGGGUGAGUUUGGCGCAUACAUCUGUGCAUUAGCAGGUAAACUGGGGUCCAAGGUGCGCACUGAGCCGCCUAUGAUACCAACAACGCGGAUGGAAAGAACUUUAAUGUGGAACCCUCACAGAGUUUUGCAACGGAGGCUGAGAGUAGAGACAGACUGGCAGUUUAUAUUAUAACUUAGAGGAAGCCAGAGGGACAGAACAGCCGACACUCCGUGCAUCACUGUAGGGCUAAAGAGCGACAGGGACCCGACAGGUAGAGCUGAGCGUUUAAGGACAGGCCUUGCAUCCUCUGCGCACCUGGAGGUUUGUGUGUGUGUAGGAAGAUGUCCAGAGAGGAGCAGAGCUUAUCGGAGGUUGAGCUCAGUCCCGGGAUGUCGGACGACAGCCGCUCCCUGUCUCCGGGUCACUCCUCCGGCGCGACGGGCGGAGGGGACUCGCCUCUCCACGGGCAGCAGCAGCCGCAGCUGGUGGGUCUGGACGACGUGUCCGCGGGCUGCUCUUCCGUCAGAUCCGACGACGAGGAUGAGCGAUUCCCCGCGGGGAUCCGCGAGGCGGUGAGCCAGGUGCUCAACUGCUACGACUGGACCCUCGUGCCAAUGCCCGUGCGCGUGAACACCGGAGGCAAGAACAAGCCGCACGUGAAGAGGCCCAUGAACGCCUUCAUGGUGUGGGCGCAGGCGGCGCGGAGGAAACUGGCCGAUCAGCAUCCACACCUGCACAACGCCGAGCUCAGCAAGACCCUGGGGAAGCUGUGGAGACUUCUCAAUGAAAGCGACAAGCGACCCUUCAUUGAGGAAGCAGAGAGGCUGAGGAAGCAGCACAAGAAAGACUAUCCCGACUACAAAUACCAGCCCAGACGCCGCAAGAAUGGAAAGCUUGGUUCCGGGUCAGGAAGUGAGGCCGAUGGCCAUUUCGAGGGUGAGGUCAGCCACAGCCAGUCUCACUACAAGGGCCUCCACCUGGAAGUGGCCCACAGUGGGGGAGCCGGGUCCCCUCUGGCAGAUGGGCACCACCCUCAUGCUGCAGGUCAGAGCCACAGUCCUCCCACACCUCCCACCACUCCCAAGACAGAGCCUCAGUCUGGGAAGGCAGGGGAUGGAAAGAGGGAGGGUGCUGGGAACGGGGGCUCCCGUGGCACAAUGGGAGCAGAAGGAAGCUCAGGUGCUCCAGGAUCUGGGAAACCUCACAUUGACUUUUGUAAUGUGGACAUUGGAGAGAUGAGCCACGAGGUGAUGGCCAACAUGGAGCCUUUUGAUGUCAACGAGUUUGACCAGUAUCUUCCCCCGAAUGGACACCCGGGUGUUGGGCAGAACGCUGGGGGAGGAGCAGCUGCAACGACUUCUCCGGCCUCGCCGUACACCUAUGGCAUCUCCUCAGCUCUGGCAGCGGCCAGUGGACACUCAGCAGCCUGGCUCUCCAAGCAGCAGCCGCAGCCACAGCCGCAGCCGCAGCAACAUCAUGGCUCCCCUCUGGGCUCAGACCCAUCUAAGGCCCAGAUCAAGAGUGAGGCCGGAGGAGCUGGGGGUCACUUUGCAGAGGCAGUGUCAGCAGGUUCCCAUGUCACGUACACACCCCUCAGUCUUCCUCACUACAGCUCUGCCUUCCCUUCACUGGCCUCCAGGGCUCAGUUUGCUGAAUAUGCUGACCACCAGGCCUCGGGGUCGUACUACGCCCACUCUGGCCAGGCCUCUGGGUUGUACUCGGCCUUCUCUUACAUGGGACCCUCCCAGAGGCCCCUGUACACACCCAUCACUGACCCAGCCAGCGUACAGCAGUCGCACAGCCCCACACACUGGGAACAGCCCGUCUACACAACCCUGUCGCGGCCAUGACAGACAACGAGACCAGAAGGUUCUGGUGCAGGCUCGGCCCCCAUGUCAGACCCAAGGAGCAGCAGCAGCAACAUCCGCAGUGCUGGUGGUAUCAGAGGUCAAAGUGGUCUGGGCUGGGGGGAGUGGGCAGGCACCGGGGGAGGAGGCUGGGGAGGCAGGAGGGGUGAAACCCUGCUCUGCCCUCACCCAGAUACAGAAAUGCUGUCACAGCCCAAGGAUGAGCUUGGAGCGUGGUGCUUUUGAAGUGUGGUUGAUUAUUUGGCGCCCGCAGAGUAGUAGUCAGAGAGUGUGUUACUUUGAUGGUGCAUCCACCACAGCAGUCAGCAGUUCCAGGUUAGAUUCACAGCAGCAGUGCCACUGGCACUUCAAACAACACAUUUAGCAGUGUUCAUAGGUGGUAAAGGAUCAUGUCUUCAUUGGUUUGGUGACUCCCUGUGCAUCAGAGGAGGCACACUGCAGGCCGACAGUGGGGUCAGCAGCAACAGGGACCAUAGCACACAGUGAGAAUUAACAACAUCUAAAUCUGAAAUAUAAAACUUCAAGAUCAGAACAUUGACCUGUGUUAUGGAGGGUGUGACUGAGAGGGAGCCAGAUUCAUUCUUCAAUCCUAUAUGAAAUGUUUUUGUUGUACCGGGAGAGUGGAGUGCCAAAUCAUCUGGCUGUGGCCCAUUUAUUUCUCAGGCAAGAUCGACCUUUUAUGAAACAGAUGUUAGUUUUGUAUUGCUUAAGGAUAUGAACACAACAAACACUGAUAACAUUCAGUUGAUGUCUGAGGCACAUUUGCCCCUAUUUAAUUCAAAUGAUUGUGCUGUGUUCACUUCAGAUGCCUUUUAUACACACGACGAACAUGCAUGGAAGAAAAAUGCCAUAAAACCAUGUUGAGUUUUGUGAAGUGAAAUGUAUAUUUAGUCAAAAAAAAGGUGACUGACUAUUAUCAGAAUAGUUUAUAAAAUGUACUUGAAGUUACAAAUGUACAUGUAUUGAUGUGUACAGAUAUGAAAUAUUUGUAAUAUGACCAAAGUUUUGAGACCAAAACUUCAUACAUAGACAAGAAACUGAUUUUACAGAUGUUUCUCCCAACAUGACACUCAAAACUACCUUUACUUUAUGUAGCUAACUAGUUUUCUCUUAGCUGUCAACAAUUUUUUCAACUUGACAUAUUGCAAACUUUUUCAAAAUGUAUUGGUGUCAAAAGUUAAUGUUUUGUCACAGAGGCACUGAUGAGUGUGAUGAUUUUAGUUUAGUAGUUUCUGACAUAUUCAUGUAGAACAUUCAUGAUAAAAGACAAUUCUAUUUAUACUUGGAUAAUUUCUUUUCAUUGACCAUGGUUGCAAUGUGUCUUAUUAGACUGUAGAUAAUAGAAGCUUUUGCGUUGUUUUAACAACUGACUGUAAUAAAGCUGUCAAAUGCUUUUUGCCAUUAUUAUCUCCACUGAAAGUCUGCACCACUGCCUUUUCUUUUCCCUUGUGUGUCAUACAAUGUGUGUAUAUAGGACAGUAUUCAAUGUGAAAUGUCACAUCUUUUGAUUGUAGUUGUGUUUCUUUUUUCUUUUUUAAACUAAUUUUCAGUGUGGGUGAUGCCAAUACUGAGAAACAGUUGCCAGAGAUUGAGCAAAUAAAACCUCUAGGAGAUGAAAAGUUCUAACACAACCUUAUAUCAAAUAAAAUGUGCCUUGUCCCUGUUACUAACACACAGAGAGGCUACAAGCUGUACUUUAUAAAAAGUUUGUGUCUUUCCAAUUUUUAAAAAAACUAUGAGUUAAUCUGUUUGUUUGUGUCUAUUUCUCAUUUCUCUUUAAUCUCUAUGGUCUACUGUGUUUCCACAUGUAAUUUCUCUCUCUCAUCUCCUAAACAAAACUGUAUUUUAAGUAUUUUAUUCUCCAUCUGGCAAAUGAAUUUGCUUUGUUUUUCUGUAUAUCACUGAUAUAUUCUUUAUCACUACUGGCCACAGAUAUGAACCAUAUGCAUGCAGCACUGCUUGUUUUAAUUCAGUCCAUUGGUGCUUAAAGCAUAUUUUUAACUGUUUACCUCCAGCACAAGACGCAAAGUACAUUUUACAUCUUCACUGCUAUGUGUGAAAUGUCUGUAAUGUUGCUAUGAAUUUUACAUUUCCUAUUUAUACUUGUUUUAUGUUUGUGUGCGCUGUUAAUUGUUUCUCUCCAUUUUGAAGAAAACUUUUGACUGUUACUGCCAUUUUAGCAUUUAUUCUUUCCAUUCAUGUAUAACUGUUGCCAGCACAGCACAACUAUUAAAUAACAGCAGGAGUGAAAGCCUAAACAUGUGAUGAUGACUAAUGAUCUCUUACUCUCACUUGAAAUAAAGCUAUUAUUUCUGCUUU